Hyaloperonospora brassicae is the source of this 603-nucleotide messenger RNA. Lineage: Eukaryota; Oomycota; Peronosporomycetes; Peronosporales; Peronosporaceae. The record is from the annotation of a GenBank genome assembly.
AUGGAGUCGUCACUGCCGCCGCCGCCGCCGCCGCAUUCGCCGCCCGAGUCAGUGGCAGCGAGCGCUGAGGAUUUGAUGCCGCAAUCGAUGGAGGAGCGCGUGUUCAACUUGUCGCAGGAACUCACGCAGACGGACCCGUCCGCGCCUGCGCUCUCGGACGACGAGAUUAUCACGAAGCUCAACGUGAUUGCUGAGACGCUCGAGGAGGUGGAAGCGACUUUUCGCAAGGAGCGGUCGUCGCCAUCGUCGCGACGUCACGUGUCUCAUUUUUCGUACGACUCUAUGUGGAUCAUGUACGGCUGUUUGUUUUGCAUGGCAGGCCACUUGAUUGGCAACCUAUUGCAGGAGCUUGCGCAAAACGAAGAUUUUUAUCCAAUGCUUGAAGAGAAAUUGUCGGAUCUAAGUGGAAGCCGCGUGAAAGCAGCGACAUGUCGACUGCUACUGGCCACUGUGCCAGUGAAUAGCCGAGCAAUUGUGCGCAUGUUGGACGUUGACGACGAGAUGCUGGACCGCGUGUGUGGGUUUGCCCCGGACGCCGAUCCGGCAUUGCGAUGUUAUGCUACUGGGCUCUUAUCCGUGGGACUGCAGGGACCGCUCGAGUGA